Molecule: messenger RNA, 1996 nt
Organism: Dufourea novaeangliae
Lineage: Eukaryota; Metazoa; Arthropoda; Insecta; Hymenoptera; Halictidae
Product: protein ecdysoneless
Exons: 5
Coding region: 32-1915 (627 amino acids)
Cellular component (GO): nucleus
Source: RefSeq, a predicted model, not a curated record
AUGAACAAUUCAAUAGAUUAAGAUCAAUUAUAUGCUAAAAAUGUCAUGUACAAAAACUAUGGCACAUACAAAGAUAACUAAAAUAAAAGAAGAUGAUUUUCUUGAGUGCUUCCUCUAUCCAAAAGUUUGUUAUACACAACCUUCGGAGACAAUAACAGAAGAGAUACUUCUUCAAGAAAUUUCAAAAUUCAAUGAAGAGAUUGCAUCGUUUGUUGAAGGUUAUAUUUGGCAUAGUGACAGGUUAAUAUUGCGUCCUAGAACAAAGCAAGUAUUACUAUUAAAAAAGUUGAUGGAAAAUUUGUCAACUGUUGAAGAAUCUGAUAUAUUACCUCAUAUUUACAUAUCAUUGCACUUUGAUGAAGACAUAAGCGAUGAAUGGUUUUUAGUAUUUUUAAUAUUUAAACUCACACAGACUUUUGAUGGGUUAAUUGCUAAGUUAAUAGAUUCUGAUGGUGAAUUUUUAUUAAUUGAAACUGCAAAUGUUUUACCAUCGUGGGUUAAUCCCGAAACAUGUGAAAAUUGUGUAUUCGUGUACAAUGGAGAGUUACAUGUAGUUCGUGAAAAGUAUGAAACAUUAUUUGAUUUAUUAAAUAAUAUACACCAAAAGUCAUACCUAUCUAAAGCUUCUGAGAAAGUGCAAAAUACUGUUAAAAAACGAAUUGGUUGUUAUCCAAAUGAGAUUAAAAAGAGGCAUCACAAAGCUAGAGUCUUUUUACCAGAGAAAGCAGUUUCAAUACUUCAACAAGAACCAAGGCUUGUCGCAUCAGCCAUUAGGACAAUUUGUCAUUCUGAUCCACUUGAGAGAAAAGUUUGUCGUGCAAUGAGAUACUUUCCUCCUGAACAGCGAAUUAUGGUUAAUGUAAAAAUGACUAAAUGUUUAUAUGCGAUGGCAAUGCAUUGUAGAUAUACAGGAGAUCCAAGAACAGGCUGGAAUAUACCACCAACCACCUGUUCAAAGUAUAAUGCACAUAUUCUUGGUGUUAAGAUAGCAUGUGGUUUAGAGAUGUUAGUAGCUCGUGCACAUGAAGAACGUAGACAUAUACUAAAUGCCUCUGAAAAAUCGAACGUCAGUGAAUAUGCUCUGAAUGCAUAUCUAGCACGUUUAGAAGCUAGUGGUUAUUUUAAAAAUCUACUAAAAGGUAGUCAAGAGUACCAAAAGCUGCUAAAUAUAGCAACAGAUUAUUACUUACAACAUUUUCAUUCAUUUAAUUGUGCUACAAAUACCAUUAAAAGUGAUGCAGAAGAAGUUUUAGAAGCAUGGGACAGCAUACAGUCUAAUGAUGUUGAACUGCAUGCACAAGAUGAAGCAGCAUUAAGUCCUCCAGAUAACGAUAGUUGGUUGAAUAUAGAUCCAGUGCUAUUAGAAACACUUCUAAGUGAGCAAUGGGGAAAUGUUAAGAACAAAAAACAAAGGCAAGAAUUAUUAAGUCUCAGAGAGAAAGUACAAUCGUUCUUGAAUCAUACUAGCGAUAUUGAUGGUGUACAACUUUUAGAAGAACAUUCUAUGGAAGCUGAUAUAAUGCAUGAUUCGGAAGAUAAUGGAAAAAUUGAAUUUGAUGCAGAUAUAUUUGAUUGUACGCUACAAGGUAUAUUAGAUCUAGUUGUUCCAGGAAGUGAAGGAGAAUUUGAAGGAAGCUCAGAGGGAUCUUUAGGUGAAGAUGACGAGGAUAAAGGUGGUGAAAUGGAUAAAUAUAUGCGUCUAUUAAAUUCGGAAUUGCAAUCUGAAAUGAUGAAAGAUGAAAGAUUCGAGUCGAAUACAAAUGCCGAUAGAAUAGAAGAAAAUUUAAUGAAAAGUAUCGAAGAAGAAGCAGGUGGUGCGGGACCAGCUGGAAAUAUAAUUGGUGGGCCUGUUCGACGGUUUAUGCAUUUACAGUUACAAUCACCUACCACAGUACCACCUGAUUUAGAAAGUUAAUAGCAUUGAUCAUACAAUACAUUAAUAAGUGUUAAUCUAUUAAAAUUUUCUUUGUUGGUAAUUUGACAUAAAUUACAACUA